Messenger RNA from Racocetra persica, 1251 nucleotides. The record is from the annotation of a GenBank genome assembly. NCBI's taxonomy places the organism in Eukaryota, Fungi, Glomeromycota, Glomeromycetes, Diversisporales, Gigasporaceae.
AUGAUUGAUAGUCUUUUCGUUCUAAACGCAACAGGAAAAAUUAUUAUAGAAAAACAUUGGCGUGGUUUAAUUAACCGUCAACUAGUAGAUUAUUUCAAUGACCAAUUUUCCAAACAAUCUUCUCCGGAGGAUCUUUUACCAAUUAUUCCAACACCAAAAUACCAAUUAGUGCAUGUAUAUCGAUCUGGGUUAACUUUUUUGAGUCCCGUAUCUAAUGAAGUUGAUGCGUUAUUAGUCCUUGAAUUUCUUCACCGGAUUGUUGACAUUCUUGCGGAAUAUUUUGGUGAAUUAGCUGAAUUAUCUAUUAGAGAUAAUUUCGAUAUCGUGUACCAGCUUUUAGAAGAAAUGAUGGACUAUGGAUAUCCUUUGACAACAGAACCAAAUGCUUUGAAAGACAUGAUUGUACCACCGAAUAUUAUUAAUAAAGUUAUAAGUCAAGUUGCAGGUGUCACGAGUGUAGUCCAGCAUGUACCUAAUGGUAGCACUAUAUCAAGUAUCCCAUGGCGUAAAGCUGGCGUUAAAUAUACCAAUAAUGAAAUAUAUUUCGAUGUUGUAGAGGAGAUAGACGCGAUCGUUGAUAGUAAUGGUGCUAUAGUAUCCUCAGAAAUACAUGGGUUGAUACAAGCCAACUGUCGUUUGUCAGGGAUGCCUGAUCUCACUUUAAAUUUCGUUAAUCCACGUGUACUUGACGAUUACAGCUUUCAUCCUUGUGUGAGAUACAACAAAUUUGAAAAUGAACGUGUUCUUUCGUUUGUACCUCCCGAUGGUCAUUUUAAGUUGAUGAGUUACAGGGUGAAUUUUCCGCAUCAUCAAUCUUUACCAUUAUAUGUUAAACCUCAAGUUCACAUAGGAAAUGGCGGUGGGAAAUUUGAUAUUUCAAUAAACAUAAGGAACACAGAUGGGAGGCCAGUUGAAAAUGUGUUGCUCGUGUUUCCUCUUGCCAAAUCAGUGUCUAAUGUUAAUGCUACAUGUAACCUUGGUUCUUACAUAUUCGACCCUGUUACAAAGAGUAUACGAUGGAAUCUAGGAAAAAUCGAACUAAAAGAUAGGACACCAAUGUUAUCGGGUAAUUUUAGCAGCACUGAACAAACACCAGAGUCAGGCCACACGAUUACAAUUGACUUUUUGAUCAACAUGCAUGCCAUUUCGGGGCUCAAGGUGGAUAGUUUGAAAAUUUAUAAUGAGGCAUAUAAGCCUUAUAAGGGUGUACGAAGUAUGACAAAAGCAGGAAAAUUUCAAAUUCGUACAUGA